Molecule: messenger RNA, 2338 nt
Organism: Malania oleifera
Lineage: Eukaryota; Viridiplantae; Streptophyta; Magnoliopsida; Santalales; Ximeniaceae
Product: SNW/SKI-interacting protein A-like
Exons: 2
Coding region: 284-2098 (604 amino acids)
Biological process (GO): mRNA splicing, via spliceosome
Cellular component (GO): spliceosomal complex
Source: RefSeq, a predicted model, not a curated record
CGGCCCACGACACAUUCUUACCCUGUAUAAGGUCCCUGCAAGGCCCGAUUUGUUGUUGGGUCGUCUGCGUUGCUCGCAUAGCCGUCUGAGGCCAUAGAGUUCCGAUUCCAGUCGAUGCUCUCGUCUCUCCUCUUCCCUUCGCUUCGCUCCGAAUCUUCGUUCUGGUUCGCUCUGUGCCUCUUCUCCUUCUUGAUUAUCAAGUUUUCGUCUCGUUGUCCUUCCUACGGCAAUUUGUGUGCAGGUUUCUGGGUUUGCACUUUGCAGGUUGUUUUGAGACAGGCCGAUGGCAGCGCUGAAGGAUCUCCUACCGCCUGUGAAGUCGUCAGCCUCUUCGUAUUAUGAUCAUUCCAAUGACGCAUGGUUCAAGCAGCGUUACAGUGCCGCUGAGGCAGAGCGCACCUCUGUUGUCAAAUCGAAUCCUGUUCCAGCUUACCUGAAGCGUGCUGGUUUUACUCCCCGGAAGCCGGAGGAUUUUGGAGAUGGUGGAGCUUUCCCAGAAAUUCACUACGCCCAGUACCCUCUGGACAUGGGUAGGACCAAAAAUGCAAAGCCUGGAGGAAGCAAGGUUCUCCCUCUGACAACUGAUGCGAAUGGAGAUGUAUCAUAUGACGCAAUUGUGAAGCAGAAUGAAAAUGCCUCAAAAAUUGUGUAUUCAAAGCACAAGGACCUUAUCCCCAAAGUUUUGAUGGGUGAGGAGGAGGAGACUGAUGAUGAGGAGUUGCAGAAAGAGAUUGAGGAAACAACUCAGGAAACAAAAGCUACACUUGAAAAGAUUGUUAAUGUUAGGUUAAGUGCAGCACAGCCUAAGAAUGUUCCAAAGCAGUCAACGGAUUCAAAGUUCAUCAAGUAUAAACCAUCACAGCAAUCUACAGCCUUCAAUUCAGGAGCAAAGGAGAGGAUCAUUAGGAUGGUGGAGAUGCCAGUGGACCCACUUGAGCCUCCGAAGUUUAAGCACAAGCGGGUGCCAAAGGCUUCUGGGUCUCCACCAGUGCCGGUGAUGCAUUCCCCGCCUCGCCCGGUGACCGUGAAAGAUCAGCAGGAUUGGAAAAUCCCUCCUUGCAUUUCGAAUUGGAAGAACCCAAAAGGUUACACAAUUCCACUGGACAAGCGUCUAGCAGCAGAUGGAAGGGGGCUUCAAGAGGUUCAGAUUAAUGAUAAUUUUGCCAAGCUUUCUGAGGCUUUGUAUGUUGCUGAGCAAAAGGCUAGGGAAGCUGUUGCGAUGAGAUCUAAGGUUCAGAAGGAGAUGCUUAUGAAGGAGAAGGAACGGAAAGAGCAGGAGUUACGGGCUUUAGCUCAGAAAGCGAGGGCUGAGAGGACAGGUGGGGCGCCUGCAGCUGCAGUUCCAAUCCCUUCUGAGCAGAGUGUGUUGGGUGGUGAUGACAUGAGAGGGGAUUAUGAGCGCACAAGGGAAAAGGAUAAGGAUGUCCCUAGGGAGAUGAAAGAGGAAAGAGAGGAGCGGUUGCAAAGGGAGAAAAUUAGGGAGGAGCGACGCCGGGAGAGAGAAAGGGAGAGGAGGUUGGAGGCCAAAGAUGCUGCAAUGGGGAAGAAGAGUAAGAUUACAAGAGAUAGAGAUCGUGAUAUUAGUGAGAAGGUUGCUCUUGGCAUGGCUUCUGCUGGAGCAGGGAGAGGAGGGGAGGUUAUGUACGAUCAGAGGCUGUUCAACCAGGAGAAAGGAAUGGACUCUGGGUUUGCCACAGACGAUCAGUACAAUGUGUAUGAUAAGGGCUUGUUUACUGCUCAACCUACACUAUCCAGUCUUUACAGACCGAAGAAAGAUAUGGAUGAUGACAUGUAUGGUGGUGCGGAUGAGCAGCUUGAUAAGAUUUUGAAGACGGAUAGGUUCAAACCUGAUAAAGGAUUUUCUGGUGCAUCUGAGAGGGCAGGACCAAGAGACAGGCCUGUUGAGUUUGAGAAAGAGGCAGAAGAAGCUGAUCCAUUUGGAUUGGACCAGUUCUUGACAGAGGUGAGGAAGGGAAAGAAGGCCAUGGAAAAAGUUGGUAGCGGUGGGACCAUGAAAGCGAGUGCUGGUUCUUCAAUGCGAGAUGGCUAUGAUGGAGGCUCUGGCAGAACUCGCAUUGGGUUUGAAAGGGGCCGUUAAUUGUAUACUAGUCCUAAGCUGUAACUGUUGUAUUGCUGUUUGAACUCUGUUGGUCAAGCUUGCCACCAUAAAAGAAAGAUCUUUAAAGUGACUUCUUCACAUAAAUAUUUGAUGCUUGCUGCUUAGUAAGUGGGGUGAUAUAAUGUCAUUUAGUGCUUGCUGAACAAACUGUAUAGGUUCUAUGUUUUGUGCUGUUGAAUUAUAUAAUUUUUUCCAUAAUAUAGCCGCUGUUGCUAACUA